Lonchura striata (white-rumped munia) is the source of this 2737-nucleotide messenger RNA. It is a transcript of the gene DPAGT1, whose product is annotated as dolichyl-phosphate N-acetylglucosaminephosphotransferase 1. The record is from RefSeq and is a predicted model, not a curated record. NCBI's taxonomy places the organism in Eukaryota, Metazoa, Chordata, Aves, Passeriformes, Estrildidae. Gene Ontology annotation, biological process: dolichol-linked oligosaccharide biosynthetic process. Gene Ontology annotation, cellular component: membrane. Gene Ontology annotation, molecular function: UDP-N-acetylglucosamine-dolichyl-phosphate N-acetylglucosaminephosphotransferase activity.
GGGCCGUCCCCGGGUGAGUGCUGCUCCCGGCGCAGUUUCGGAGGAACCCCGCGGAGGAGGAGAAACACCGCGAACCUUAGCACCGGGGACAGGCUCCUCCACACGGCCUCAGCGCGGCUGAAACCGCUACCGAUCCCGGCCGUCGUGCGAGCAGAGCCCCGUGCCGGCAGGAAGUUCAUGCCAGGGCCAAAGAUGGCGCCCCCGCCGCCGCCAGGCCGCGAGGGCCUCGCGCAUCCAGCGCCGCCCGCGUAGCGCCCGACCGGGAAGGCGGAGGGCAGCGCCCCCGCGCGGCCUCGCUGCGCGCCCUUGGCAAGGGCAGCUCCCGCCGCGGCCAUGGCGGCCUGGCCCGCCGUGCCGCUCCUUAUCAACCUCGGCGGGUCGCUGCUGGGCUUCGCGGCCACGCUCACGCUGAUCCCGGCCUUCAAGGACCACUUCCUCGCCGCGCGGCUCUUCGGCCACGACCUCAACAAGACCUCAAGGAGGCCCGUCCCCGAAGCACAGGGCGUGAUCAGCGGUGCCGUGUUCCUGAUCAUCCUCUUCUGCUUCAUCCCCGUGCCCUUCCUGAGAUGUUUUGUGGAGGAGCAGUGUGUGGCGUUUCCUCACGACGAGUUCGUGGAGCUCAUCGGUUCGCUCCUUGCCAUCUGCUGCAUGGUUUUCCUAGGCUUUGCAGAUGAUGUUCUGGACCUGCGCUGGCGCCACAAGUUGCUUCUUCCUACCAUGGCUUCCCUCCCACUGCUCAUGGUUUACUUCACCAACUUUGGGAACACGACCAUUGUGGUGCCUAAGCCCUUCCGGGUGCUGCUGGGCAUGCACUUGAAUCUGGGUAUCCUCUACUACGUGUACAUGGGUAUGCUAGCAGUGUUCUGCACUAAUGCCAUCAACAUUCUUGCUGGAAUUAAUGGAAUUGAAGCAGGACAGUCGCUGGUGAUAGCUGCUUCCAUUAUCAUAUUCAAUAUUGUAGAGCUAAACGGGGAUUAUCGAGAUGACCAUAUUUUUUCUCUCUACUUUAUGAUUCCCUUUUUUUUUACCACGCUGGGCCUAUUUUACCACAACUGGUACCCAUCUCGAGUGUUUGUUGGGGAUACCUUCUGCUACUUUGCUGGCAUGACCUUUGCUGUGGUGGGGAUCUUGGGACACUUCAGCAAAACAAUGCUGCUUUUUUUCAUCCCGCAAGUACUCAAUUUCCUCUACUCAUUGCCUCAACUCUUCCACAUCAUUCCGUGUCCCCGUCACCGGUUACCGAGGCUUAAUCCUAGUACAGGGAAGUUGGAGAUGAGCUACUCCAAAUUCAAAACUAAGAACCUCUCUGUCCUGGGAACAAACAUUCUGAAGGUAGUCAAGAUCUUGCACAUAGUGGAUGUGAGGAGUGGAACAGAUGAAGAUGGCGAAUACACCGAAUGCAGUAAUAUGACACUUAUUAAUUUUGUCAUAAAGCUGAUCGGACCCACCCACGAGCGAAAUCUCACUCUCCUGUUGCUACUCAUUCAGGUCCUUGGCAGCACGAUUGCAUUUUCAAUCCGGUACCAACUAGUGCGCUUGUUUUAUGAUGUCUGACUGGACUGUCGGGAGCAAGGGAAAGAGUUCUACCUGCCAUCUCCUCCAGUUGCUUGACCAAAUGAUUCAACUGAUGUUGCUCCUGCCUUCUGGGAUCCUCAGAAUACCUGUCAAAAUGCAAGCAACUGCUUUGCAUGGGCUAGUUUUGAACCAGGAUGUUCUUUGUGCACCAAAGGCUUUUGUCCAAUUCUGUGGUAGAAAAGAUUCACUGCUACUUGGACAUCGGUGUUAUUAAGAAUACAUUUUAGAGGGGAAGCAAAUGACAGCACUUAGGGAAAGUGGGAAAGAUGGAAUCUCUAUACAUCUAGCAAAGUCAUUACUGUUCACCAAGAGAGAAAACAGCAACUUUAAUUUCUGUGAGGAAAAUAAGGAAACCAGACUCCGUUCCUGGCUUCUCAAUCCUGUUUUUGGUCCAUGGACAUAGAAUGACAUGUUAUAACCCAUACUCAAAGCUCAGAGUGCUCCAAGAAUAAAAUAAUUCAUGGUACCCUUUCCCCUGCAGUGCUUUGCCUCGACAAUAUUGACAGGCAGUGAAACUAGGUUAUAUCCAUCUGUAGCUUUCUACCCUCUUAGGCAGUUGAUCAUUUCUGCAGUGGACUCCCUAUUUUUUAUGGCUACUGGAAAUGUUCCUGCUGAUGAGGUUUUAAUUCUGAAUACCUUUAUAGUCUGCCUUCCUCCCUGGAAGAGGACAUGCUAGCAGAGUGAGGAUCACCACAUCCUUGUGUUAAGAGGGAAUCAAUAGAUCCUUUAUUAAUGUAGAACUAAGGCCCUGAUUGGCUAACUGCCAAUCCCUUUUCCUCGAUUACAAAUAGCUACUUAUAGAGCAGUAUUUAGCACCAGUUGAACACAGAAUUGCUACAGAAAAAACAUAGAACAGCCAUUGGGGUACCAGAUUAUAGUCUUUGCACCUCCCAACACCCAAGUUCGGCUAGUAACAAGGCUUGGAAUGCAGUACCAGAAGGCAAAAAUGCCUGUGUCCAGCAGCACUGAUCAACACAGAAAACACACAGCACUCAAGUAUGAAUGGUACAAGUGGCUGAAGCCUCUUCCUUCCCUCCAGCAGAUCAGUUUGUAAGUCUACUAGUACAGUGUAUUCAUCACCACAUCCACAUAGACAUCAUGAAAUUGAAAUGAACAGGGUCCAUGCCUUUUUUAGUGUUCAGCUCUAUUAAAAAGUCAGCUC